Molecule: messenger RNA, 189 nt
Organism: Sclerotinia sclerotiorum 1980 UF-70
Lineage: Eukaryota; Fungi; Ascomycota; Leotiomycetes; Helotiales; Sclerotiniaceae
Exons: 1
Coding region: 1-189 (62 amino acids)
Source: RefSeq, a predicted model, not a curated record
AUGCAAAUAGUAGCUGGGAGAGAAUUCUACAGUAAUGAAGCGAGGGAUGAUGAUGCGGAUGAAGGGCAAUGGGAUAAUUGGUUUAGGGACACAGCCCGUGAUCUUGGAUAUGAGUUGCACAAAAAGAAUGGGGAGGUGUUUAUGAUUGUUUAUUUGAUUAAGGAAAUUUUGAUGAUGUUAAUUGGGUGA